AUGGCGCCGCGAAGAUCAAUACGCCGCGCAGCAACCCGCAAAAGCUAUACCGAAGAUGCAUUUGAAGCAAUCGGCUUAGAAGAUGAUGAAGAUGUGGAGCACGUCGCAAAACCCUCUGCAUCUGAAGAAUCAAAGGGGAAAUCGAGAAAGCGACAACGAGAUGAGUCGGAUGAUGAGUUUGUCGAAGAAGCAGUAGCUGCUGAAGAGAACGACGAGGAUGAAGAGGAUGAAAUUGUGAAGGAGGAAGAAGAACAAGAAGCCGAUGAUGAUGAUUUUGAAGAUGAAGCCGAUGCUGAAGAAUCGAAAAAAGCUGCCGCCAGACUUUCAAAUUUGUCUAUUACUGCACGUGGUAGUCGCACUCCAAAUAGUAAUGCAGCUAGGCAAAGAAGAGACGAUGGGACAAUCCUUUUCAAACCAACUGACACGCAUACGCGUGGCGCGUAUAAUCCGUCCGAGCAUGUGGGCAAGUCAAUGCAUAUCAAGUUGUCCUUUGGAACGGAUGACCGCGACCUACUCGCCACAGCGGCCGCUAGGACUCAGUGGUCCCUGGGGGUUGAUGCAACAUUCCCUACUCGGAACGCGUUAGAAAACGCUCCAAGUGCUGACGAGUUCGGUCCUGGAGCCGCGCAUGGAACAUCUGCCGAAGAAUUGGAGCGCGAAGCUACAGAAGCAUGGGAUUGGUAUUACGACGCGAAUUACGGGCCUGCGUUUAGAAAGAGGCAACGAGUAGAAAAGAUUGGCAAGCAGCGGGCGGAGCAGAUAUACCUUCACAGGCCAAGCAAGUCUAGCCAUAAGAUCAUCUACGGUCCGAGCGAGAAUUUAUCGACAGCUCAUUUAGGUCAACUUGAGUCACUAAAUUUCGGUGACGCAUGGAAAUAUCGCGAUGAAACGCAUAAGAAGGGGAAAACUUCCGACACUGCCAAGAAGGGCAGGGGGCGAAAGAAAAUAGGAACCUCAUCUUCUUCAGUAAAUGAUGAUAAACCAUCAGACAUACCCGCAGGACCGAGACGAAAAAAUCAUUAUGGGUGGAUCUUGAAUCUCUCCGGCAAAAUUCAGGCACUGGGAUGGGCUCCUAAUCAGGACGGGCUGACACAAUAUCUCGCAGUUUCGGUACCAAUCAGUUCGGAGCAAGAGAAGGAGAACGAUCCGCCUGAACCACCAGUCGCGUCACGCGCUUUUUCUGCCUCGCCACCGUAUCCAGGAGCUGUGCAGAUUUGGUCCUUUGACGCUGAAGAUCGCAAGGAUGGUAUGAUCAAGACGAUAAACGUUAAUAGCAAGCCGAAAUUGCGGCAGGKGCUUUGCAUGAACUUUGGGCAUAUAAGAAAAAUCUAUUGGUGUCGAUUUAGUCGAAGACGACGUGAUGAAGAAGUCGUUGGAGCUGACCUGGGUUUACUCGCCUGUGUCUUUUCAGAUGGUCGAACGAGAGUUUUUGAUGUCAAAGUGAACAAAAAUGCGGAAAGCACAGAGUAUCUCCAUGUCAAGUCAGCCGCAUUCACUGCUAUACCCUCGCCAACAAUUUCCACUUGCAUGACUUGGCUGUCGCCUACCGACAUAGCCGUCGGUUGCGCAAAUGGCUGGGUCGCCGUGUACAACAUCGCCAUGUACCAGACCACGCCAAGGCCAGGUGGUCAAGAGGACGAACCUGUUCCAUAUAUUUACGUUCCUAUUCAUUCAACAUACCUUACCAACAUCGAAUCGGCAUACCCCCAACAUCCCCACCUCAUAUCCACCGUAUCAAUGGACGGAAAUACAAGGCUUACUUCUCUCCUCGAUACUGUCAAGGACGUAGUAGAGACGCAGAGACAACGUCUAGGAACAAUGCAAAUCUCAUACUAUCCUCAUCUACAAGCAUUUGUGUCAAGUGACGAAAAUGACUUUGUGCGCGGACUAUCCMCCCGCCGCUUCUAUACUUCUACUUUGAUUGGCAAAAUUCCAAGCACGAUAACAACUAUUGCGAGCGGGAGUCGCUGGCAUCCAUCUGUCAUGGUUGGUUGUACUGAGGGUUCCAUAUUUUGCUUCAACCCGCUUCGCCGGUUUCUGCAUGCCAAAGAAGCAUAUUACCACACAAGAUGGUUCCUACACGAGUGGGCUGCUGGAAAGGAUGAGCAGACACCUAACACGACUCGAUUCACGGAUGAUUUGGAAGUGGAAAAUUUGAGUUUGGUGCGAAAUGUGGAAGGUGGUAAGGUUGUCAAUGGCGUUUUGACUAUCACGAUCUAUGAUGAGCAGCAGCAUGUUAUCGCUACUAAUUGGAAUCCGAAUCAGCAUUGUGCUGGCUGGGCAGCUGCUGGUUUGGGGUCGGGAUUGGUUCGAGUGGAGGAUUUGGCAAUGUUUCAUUAG
Messenger RNA from Talaromyces amestolkiae, 2340 nucleotides. RefSeq lists its product as uncharacterized. Gene Ontology annotation, biological process: transcription by RNA polymerase III. NCBI's taxonomy places the organism in Eukaryota, Fungi, Ascomycota, Eurotiomycetes, Eurotiales, Trichocomaceae. Gene Ontology annotation, cellular component: transcription factor TFIIIC complex. The coding region runs from base 1 to 2340 and encodes 779 amino acids. Gene Ontology annotation, molecular function: protein binding. The record is from RefSeq and is a predicted model, not a curated record. The transcript has 2 exons.